Molecule: messenger RNA, 429 nt
Organism: Candidozyma pseudohaemuli
Lineage: Eukaryota; Fungi; Ascomycota; Pichiomycetes; Serinales; Metschnikowiaceae
Exons: 1
Coding region: 1-429 (142 amino acids)
Source: RefSeq, a predicted model, not a curated record
AUGUCCUGGGGUGAGCCGUUGGUGCACCUAGACGAAAACGUGUCGGUGCUCUUCAUCAUCAGCACCCUGGUGCUUCUGGCUGGCGACAAGAAGUACCUGUUUGUGGUUUCGCCAGACGACUCGGUGGAGACGACGCUCUCGAGUCUUUUCAAGAUCUGUUCACAGCGGGCCCACGAGCCUUUGGAAUACGGCAAUAUCGACCAUCUCCAGCUACCGAAUGGAAGAAAACUACGGCCUCUGCAGUUUGGGCAUCCGAUUCUGGCCUUUAUUGGCCAGGACGACCGGAUCUUGGUGAAGAUGCGGUUUUCAUGGCAGCGGGAGUUGGCUGACGGCAUGGCGUACUUUGUGGUUUUCUUUGUAUUGGCUGCUUUGGUGUUGUUUGUGGUUUUACAGCUUGCCCUGAUCGCCCGUAGUCUACGGACGGCCUAA